This is a messenger RNA of Ogataea philodendri, 816 nucleotides long. RefSeq lists its product as uncharacterized. The transcript has a single exon. The record is from RefSeq and is a predicted model, not a curated record. NCBI's taxonomy places the organism in Eukaryota, Fungi, Ascomycota, Pichiomycetes, Pichiales, Pichiaceae. The coding region runs from base 1 to 816 and encodes 271 amino acids.
AUGCCAGUUUUCGAAUCGCCUGCGGUCUACGUUCAGAGUACGCUCACUACGCUGGCUACUUACUUCAUCUCUCAUGCUUAUUUGAGAGAGAUGUUGGACGUCCAUGUUACGGACGCCAACUUCCUUCCGCUGUCCGCUCCAAACAGAGCCUUCCACAUCAGAAGAGAUAACGACAGAAGACAAGUUCUUGUGAACGUGUUCAACGAGAAAGGUGAAAAGGUGUACAUUUUCCAGAGAGAGAGUGCUUUGAAUCCAACCUGGUCUUUGCGUACCCUUCCUUCGUACAAGGAGGUUGCCACCAUCCGUUGUGGAUUCUUCUUGAAGUCUCUCGACUUCCACAAUAAGCCUGGGUUGCAACACAGGGUUAUUAACAGUGAGUCGGGCUGGAGCGGCAGACUUAGAACUUUUUAUCUUACCGACGGUCACAAAUAUGGCUGGACCAGAAACUCCAAAUAUUUGGAGAAGUUUACUAACCCUGGCGGGAACGACGAGGAGGUCAGAGAAAGAGUUGCUAAGGUCAGACUCAUGAGACAGAGAAAGUUCGACUACGAGUUGACUUUGGACGACACCAAGGUGGACCCAGAAGUCGCCAUGGCUACCGCCUUUGUCGCCAUGAUGACUUUCUGGGGUCUGGGUGACAUCACCGAGACCGUUGGACCUACCGCCUUGGUCAAGAAAGAGGAGGAAGUUGUUGCUCCUGUUGCAGCUCCUGUUGCACCAGCUGCACCAAAGGCUGAAGUUGAGAGAUCCGGACCAAAUAUUACUUUGGUCAUGGACGCCGACAACGACGCAGAUCUUAUUAUCGAGAAAGCAUAG